ACAGACUAAUCGUAGUUUCUUCUGUUGAGCAAGAUCGUAGUGACAUUAUACCAAAUGGUUAUUCGACAACUUACCCCUGACGUAACUUGUGUAAAGGGUAUUUAAAAUUUUAACUUCACUUCAGAUUUUAGAAGGGGUGUUAAUGAAACAGGAAGUGUUUAUCUAAGUUUUUCCCAAAAUGUUGUGGUUUCCGAAGAACAAGAGAACUUGGUUGGAGACUUUUUUCAUUAACUUGUUAAAAGCUGGUCCAGUUCCUAAACAUGUGGCACUGAUCAUGGAUGGAAAUCGGCGAUACGCUUCAAAACAGGGGUUGGAGAAAACAGAGGGACAUGCCUGUGGAUUUAAUAAACUUGCUGAGACUUUAGGUUGGUGCUUAGACCUGGGAAUUGUAGAAGUCACUUUAUAUGCAUUCAGCAUCGAGAACUUCAAGCGGUCGGAACAAGAGGUUAAUGGACUGAUGGAGUUGGCUAGAGAGAAGUUCCGUAAGCUUUUAGAAGAGAAAGACAAGAUUGAUGAGUACGGAGUUUGUAUACGAGUUUUUGGAAACCUAUCACUUCUACCGAAAGACAUCCAGCAAAUUUUGGCGAAAGUUGUGCUAUACUCUCAAAAGAAUAACAGGUUACACUUGAACCUGUGUAUGGCAUAUACGGCUCGGCAAGAAAUAUGUACCGCGAUCCAAGCUUUGGCGGAGGGUGUGAAAGAUGAAUUACUAAUACCAAGUGACAUUACAGAGAAGCUUAUGGAACGAUGCUUAUUUACCAGACAUUCCACCGAUCCAGAUUUGCUUAUAAGAACAUCGGGAGAGGUGCGGCUUAGUGACUUUUUGCUUUGGCAGAGUGAGCUAUCAGUGUUGGCUUUCCUUCAAGUCCUGUGGCCAGAAUUUUCCAUUUGGCAUUUUUUUACUGCAGUUUUAUACUAUCAACAUAACUACGAUGCAAUUCAGAAAGCGAAAAAAUAUGCUGCUGAAGUAAAAAAUGAAGAGGAAAUUGAGCAGUUCUUGUUGAUGGUGGCGGGAGAAACUAGUAGCAGCUGUCCAGUUCAACGUCAGUCAACAGAAGUACCCCAAAAAGACAACCAACUCUUAUGGGAAGAGCGAGAAGAACGAAUAAAAAACUUCCUAGAGAGACUAGAAUCCAAACAUUUAGAGUGCUUAGAGCAUAUGAGAAGUGGACUCUGUAAACAAAUACCAUUUAGCACCUUCAAUAUGGUGUAAAAAAAUUAAAAUAAAAAAAUAUAUCUUGUUGUUAAGCCUUUACAUUAAAAACAAGUUUGAAUGUGGGC
Molecule: messenger RNA, 1281 nt
Organism: Limulus polyphemus (Atlantic horseshoe crab)
Lineage: Eukaryota; Metazoa; Arthropoda; Merostomata; Xiphosura; Limulidae
Gene: Dhdds
Product: dehydrodolichyl diphosphate synthase complex subunit DHDDS-like
Exons: 7
Coding region: 179-1213 (344 amino acids)
Biological process (GO): polyprenol biosynthetic process
Cellular component (GO): endoplasmic reticulum; dehydrodolichyl diphosphate synthase complex
Molecular function (GO): ditrans,polycis-polyprenyl diphosphate synthase [(2E,6E)-farnesyl diphosphate specific] activity
Source: RefSeq, a predicted model, not a curated record